AUGCAGCGAUCCAGUGACAGUAAACAUCAUAGGCCUGAAGAUCGAGGUGUUGCCACUAACAGGCAGCAUGGUGAAGGCAGAAAGAAUGAGCAUCGUCCUGUAGCAAGGAUGAUGAAAAGAGAGCCGAGAGAAGGCUCGAUGGACCGAGCGGACCACGUCAGAGAUCCGCAGAGAAUUGAUUCUCGAGGCGUGAAGGAUGGUAACCAAGCAGACAUACCAGCUGCUCGGGGUGCACUACGGCUGCUCGCCGAAAAAACAGACACCAAUCGCAGCCAAAACUACCAGGCUAAAAGUGGCGAUCAGGGAUCUGAUCCUCCCACCAGAGGAUCUGAUCCUCCCACCAGAGGAUCUGAUCCUCCCACCAGAGGAUCUGAUCCUCCCACCAGAGGAUCUGAUCCUCCCACCAGAGGAUCUGAUCCUCCAGAGGAUCUGAUCCACCAGAGGAUCUGA
Messenger RNA from Procambarus clarkii (red swamp crayfish), 450 nucleotides. The record is from RefSeq and is a predicted model, not a curated record. NCBI's taxonomy places the organism in Eukaryota, Metazoa, Arthropoda, Malacostraca, Decapoda, Cambaridae.